Haplochromis burtoni (Burton's mouthbrooder) is the source of this 4939-nucleotide messenger RNA. RefSeq names its product protein phosphatase 1B. The transcript is spliced from 6 exons. NCBI's taxonomy places the organism in Eukaryota, Metazoa, Chordata, Actinopteri, Cichliformes, Cichlidae. The record is from RefSeq and is a predicted model, not a curated record. Gene Ontology annotation, biological process: positive regulation of canonical Wnt signaling pathway; protein dephosphorylation; positive regulation of canonical NF-kappaB signal transduction. Gene Ontology annotation, molecular function: magnesium ion binding; protein serine/threonine phosphatase activity; manganese ion binding. Bases 414 to 1865 code for a protein of 483 amino acids. Gene Ontology annotation, cellular component: nucleus; cytosol.
CAAAAAUAACACCUCCUCUUGUUCAGCACCCAAAGUCGAAGGAUAGCUCUGGCCUUUCAAUGGAAGAAAGUGCUAGAUUUGUCAGUGUUGUAUAAUAUAACCAAUUCUCAGUGUCCAUGUUUGUUUGGGAACGAUCGGAAUUGUCUACAUUUACUGUGAGGGACACAAUUGGCGUCAAACAUGCGUAAAAACCAACGCUAUCCAAGCAGGGAACCACCGAGAAAGGAAUUAUCGCCGCUCAUCUGAGGCCAAUCUCCAUUAUUUUUGUCAAAUAAGGAAACAUAACACAGCUAGCAAGCUAACGUUAGCUCCGCAUAUAUCUAGACGAGUCUUCACACAGAAAGCUGAGAUUUUAGCAGAUAAUCAGGAUUGGAUCUACAAUCGCACAGCAGCAGGAAAACCUAUAGGCAGCAAUGGGUGCAUUCCUGGACAAGCCGAAGACGGAGAAACAUAGUGCCCACGGUGAGGGCAAUGGGCUGCGUUACGGCCUGAGCUCCAUGCAAGGCUGGAGGGUGGAAAUGGAGGACGCCCACACAGCUGUGGUGGGUCUUCCCCAUGGACUCACCGACUGGUCUUUCUUUGCUGUCUACGAUGGUCACGCUGGCUCCCGGGUGGCCAACUACUGUUCUGGUCACCUGCUGGAGCACAUCUUGUCAGGAGGGGCUGAAUUUGCUUCAGGACCCAGCUCCGUGGAAGGCGUGAAAGACGGCAUCCGCUCUGGCUUCCUGAACAUUGACGAGUAUAUGCGCAGCUUCUCAGACCUGCGGCAGGGCCUGGACCGCAGCGGAUCAACGGCAGUAUGCGUGUUGCUCAGCCCGACCCACCUCUACUUCAUUAACUGCGGUGACUCACGGGCUGUGCUUAGUCGAGACAGCAAGGUGGGCUUCUCCACCCAAGACCACAAGCCCUGCAACCCACGUGAAAAGGAGCGCAUCCAGAAUGCUGGCGGCUCAGUCAUGAUCCAGAGGGUAAACGGUUCCCUGGCUGUGUCCCGGGCCCUGGGGGACUACGACUACAAAUGUGUGGAUGGUAAGGGCCCCACGGAGCAGCUGGUGAGCCCCGAGCCUGAGGUAUGUGUGUUGGAGCGGGUAGCCGAAGGAGACGAGUUUAUAGUCCUGGCGUGCGAUGGGAUCUGGGAUGUCAUGUCCAACGAGGAGCUGUGUGAGUUUGUCCAUUCACGACUUCUGGUGUGUGACGACCUUGAGAAGGUCUGUAACUCAGUGGUGGACACCUGCUUGCAUAAGGGGAGCAGGGACAAUAUGAGUGUGGUGCUGGUGUGUUUCUCUGCGGCUCCCAAGAUCUCAGAGGAGGCUGUGAAGAAGGAAGAGGAAUUGGAUAAAUACUUGGAAACCCGUGUUGAGGAGCUUAUGGGAAACUGUGGAGAGGCUGGAGUCCCUGACCUGGUAUCUGUCCUAAGGAGCAUUGCCUCAGAGAACAUCCCGAACCUUCCUCCUGGUGGAGGCCUGGCCAGCAAGCGGAGUGUGAUCGAGGCUGUGUACAACAGGCUGAACCCUCACAGAGAAGAAGAAGGGGCCUGUGCGGGGGGAGAGGAGGAGGAGGAGGAGAGUGAGGAGGGAGGUGGCAGCACGGCAGCUCAUCUGCUGGAGGCUCUUCGGCAGUUCCGCAUGCACCACCGGGGGCAGUACCGCUCGGUGUUGGAGGAGUCCCUGGCUACCUACCAUCUGCGGGGGGAGAGUGCUGUUGAGAGAGCAGGGGAGAGAAGGAGGACGACCGACGACUGUGACAACCAGGACGAACCCGCCUCCCCUCCCUCUCCCCCUUCGCCCCCGCCCUCACCCGCCAUUGCAGAGCUGGAGGCCAGCCAAGACGAGCCCAUCCCAAAGUCUGAUCCCUCCUCUGACUGACCACCUGCCUGUAUACCCAACCACCCUCUCAUCCAUCCUAUCCCAGAGCUCUAGUGAGAUGUGCUAUGACCUCUCCUCCUCUGUCCUUCAUCGCAGAACUUGAAUGGCCACGUCCAGCUUUGUAUUUGAAUAAUUCAUUAGGAACAACAAAAAGGGCUUUUCUGUCCAUUCAAGUUCUGUAUCUGAGACAUACAUAUAUAUAUCUAUAUACCUUAGAUGUGGACUCUUUGAUUUUUCUUCCUUUUUGUUUCUUCUGACCACUUUGGCUUGGAUUCCCAAACUUAAACUUGAUCACAGAAGCAGAUUUAUUAACUAAUUUUCAUGGUAAACAAAAUAAAAAUAUAACAAGCAAAAGUGGCUAGUGAAGCCAAAGUGAACAUUGCACUCUAUGGCUUACAUUUAUCCGUAUUUGCUUCUGGCUGACCCCACCCUCACCCCCACCCUUAAGCCUCACCCCCACACCUUCAUACAGUGGAGGAACUGACAAAGAAAACACGAGGAGACAUUCUGAACUGCAGCUGUGCAACCUUUUGCACUGUCUCCAGGCCUACUCCAUCUACAGACUCAGAACACACUCUUCUUGUGUUUUUGUAUGUGUGUUUAUGUGUGUGUGUCUGCAUGAGUUUGAGUGACCGAGCAAGAGCCCAGUAAUCACUACUGAAACGUGUGUUUCUGAUUGCUUGCGAUACUUGACAGUUACACAGUCCAUCAGCUGCUCAGCGAUGGUAGGUUGUUCAAACCAGUCUGGAUGCAAAUUAAGUCUUUGCAGCUUCCACAUGAUUACAUAAAAAAAUAAUAAAUCGCUUGAUACUGUUGUUGGUGGGGUAGAGUGCGGUGGGGGUGUAAAUGGCUCUUUGAACAGUAGAAAGCAAAGUUAUUAAGUGGAUAAAAUUUUGGUGCCAGAGCGGCAAUUAUAGUUCUCCCUAAAAAUGUUUAGUCAUGCACUGAGGUGUUUUUGUUUUUGUUUGUUUUGUUAUGUUUUUACAGCAACACGCGCAUAGCCACAUUAUCUUAAAAUGCUAAGCACUACAUUGUAUGAUGCGACCUACAUUUGUACUAACAGCUGUUUGAUUGGAUGGCGUGUUCACAGCUUAGCACUAGUAUUUCAAACUGGAAACGUGGGCCUUACUAACAGAACGUUAGCGUUAAUUAGUAUAACCUGUGGAACCAUAGACUGUAUAUAAAAGAUGAACGUAGUUCCGGGUCUGAAAAGUAAAGUAUGUAGAAGUGCCAUAAACCUGGAUUCCUUCUAAUUCCCAGCAGGGGAGAGCGACUCCUGUUCUAUACAUUUAAAAAUGCACUCCUACUUAUUGCUAUAUGACUCCGUGGAGGCUUUAUGGUCUUAAUUUGUAGUUUCAAGUCAUAUGUAAUACAAAAUUAUGCUCAUUUUGUAAAUUUUGGUCCCAAUUCAGGUCAAAAAUGUGGAUAAACCAGUGUAUGCUUUAGGGUGGGUCUACCUUCUCGCUUCUGUAAUCCAGUUUGAAUACAAAAACAGUAAAAACUCACUAACCAACGGGCGAGAUAAUGGUGGCCAUCUUUUGUUUACAGUCUAUGUUGCAAACCUAUUGUUGGCAGUUUUUCCAAAGCUGCUUUUCACUGCAUCGAUCAGUGAAAGGCAAACUGUAAAAACUGGUAACUGCUGAUAAGAUUAGGACAUGGGUGACAUUGGGACUCCUCUGCUUUGAUUACAUCAGUUCUGUCAGUCUAAAGGUAGCACACCAUGUGGGAUGGCGACCACAAGUAUUCCUGCCUUCUCGAUCUUACCUUACAAAAGUGAUACGUAUACAUAUCGGUGGGACGGCUGAUGUCAUACUGUUCACCUGUGGUGAAUUACACUCGGACUACAGUUGAUAUGUUUCAUGUGCGAUGGCUCUCUGUCUGUAAUCAGUUCAAGGUAUUAUUAAUAAUCAAGGUUUUCCAAGAGUCCUUUUUAGCUUUUGUUUAAAAAACCCCACAUUGCAGCAUAUUAUAUUCCUCACAGGUUGUGCCAUUGCCUGUACAGAUCGAGUCAAUCUUAAACACUUACCUCGAUGUAACAGAUAUAUUGAAACUGACUGCUUGACCUGCAGAGUUUAUUCUUAUUCAGGUAGAUGGAGGUUAUUGUGAGUCUGUACAAGCCCUGUAUUCUGGUAAUGCAUGCGCUGCACUUACCUUUUCAAUAUCUAAAGCACUUAACUAUCAGAGGGGAGGUAAUGCUAAACGGCGUACGUGCGUGUGUGUGUGCGUGCUCGCGCCUGUAUGUAUGAGCUGUAUUUCUAUGAUUUCUAUGUGGUUGUGUGGAACAGGUUAGUUCUGCAAAUAAGAAAUAAAAAGGAUUUGAGGUAUAAUGCAAUGAUUUGUGUCAAGUGUCUCACUGUAAACUAACUGUAUGUAUUUAUGUCUUGGGGUUUAUUUUUUUCUAUUUUUCGUUUAGGCCCUGUACCAAAUCAGUCAUCUUGCAGAUCAGGGGUUCAAAGUUGACAUUUUUCCAUUCAGAAGUGAUUGUUUUUCAUGAUUAAGCAUUCCAAUCCCAAUGCAACAUGGUGACAUUUGAUACAGGACUGUUCCCUGACACUUUUAGUAGACCUUUACUCCGUUUAUUGUGUUGUGUAUGUGUCUGUGUAGGCUGUGAAGUAUUCGGAAACUGCUGAAGCUUCCUUGCUCUCCUCUGUCAGCUGUUAGCUCGAGCCUUGACCUCGUCUCGGCUGCUUGAAGACAUUUUAAAGAGUCGUCUCCUUUAAAACAAAAGCAGCUCUCAGGUUUGAAAACUCAAACUGAGCGAGGAGCGAGAGGAAGCCAUGUAGACUAUAGGGACUCCAUUCUCUCCAUUCCUCCCCUGUUUUUCAGUCUGACAGCUGGCCUCGUGAUUCUCCGCAAGGUGAGUCAUCAGAGGUUCUGGUUGUGCAGGGGAAUAUAACGGCUUUCCACCAUUAGCCAUUCAAUUUGAAUAUAUUAAAAAAGGGGGGGAGGGGAGGGGGGCAGUGAGGUUUAAAGGUUUGCCAUUAUUUAAGGCUUCUGGAGCAGUUUAAUUACUACAUACAAUGAUAGACUUGACAAUAACAACUCUGGCACACCUCUCUUCCUUUUCUUUCCUC